Hermetia illucens (black soldier fly) is the source of this 4599-nucleotide messenger RNA. It is a transcript of the gene zld, whose product is annotated as trithorax group protein osa. The coding region runs from base 661 to 3930 and encodes 1089 amino acids. Gene Ontology annotation, biological process: regulation of transcription by RNA polymerase II. The transcript has a single exon. Gene Ontology annotation, molecular function: DNA-binding transcription factor activity; RNA polymerase II cis-regulatory region sequence-specific DNA binding. The record is from RefSeq and is a predicted model, not a curated record. Lineage: Eukaryota; Metazoa; Arthropoda; Insecta; Diptera; Stratiomyidae.
UAGAGGCAGCCGAGAUAGAGAGUGCCAAAGAAGAGGGUCCAUCCGCAGGCUUCGAAGCACCAGGUCAGUCAGUUCAGUGCAUACCGUGAGCGAAGCGAGUUUAUUUUCGGGAAUCCCCAAUCUUUUUGUCAAAAUUAAUGUUUUGUUUAUUUCAAUUAAAAAUUGACAAAUAGUACUAUCCAAGUAGAUUCAAAAUUGAGCCGCGCGGACAGUGAACAUGUAGAGCGCGCGAGUGUUCAGUGCUGUCUCCAGUGCCCUCCACUGAGAAGGGUUGAAUAGAACAAAUUUCAGUGCUAGAAUUUUGAGGAUUUGUUUUUUUCGUGGCCAGUGUUCCGUUUUUGUAACCGUUUUGUUCUACAUACAAUAGAGUUAGAAAUUGCAACGGAUCUAGGCAAGACUUUCGAUAGUGACUAGCAUAGUGCGACUGUACAUUGCAACUGUGAAUUAUGGCUUAAGAGGGUGUUCAGUGUUGCGGGUGCAAUUCGCGCGCGAAUUUUAGAUUUCUUUAUAUUUCGGACAUUACUGAUUUACGUUGUUUCAUUUGAGGAUAUUUUCAUUGAGUUUGUAACAGUUCGUUUCCCGCUCUCAAACUAUACAGAGAAGUCCACGCGUGGUGUUGUCCGGUCCGAGUUAUGGAAUAUGAAAAAGUGACAUGAGGAUAUGAAUCGUUGGGGUAUGCCUGGAUCAGGGCAGUCGCUAGCUGCAUCUUCGACUUCGCCGUCGUUGUCCUUAUCCUCAACAACGACCACAUCAGCUUCCGGGUCGACACCGAGAUUGGUGAAUAAUAGUGAUACGAAUAGUUCCACGGGAGAUUUACCGUCGAAUUCGCCAACCGACUCUGAUAAUAAUAAUCAACCGCUUUCCGGGAAAUUGAACGAUCCGCCGCAAUUUUUGCAACCAUCUCCGAACGAAAAGUCCUUGACGAAUUUAUCUAAUUCCACAGUGUCCGCGGCGGCGGAUUCUAGUGAUAAUCAGCCACCGACGCCUCAGCCGACGGACGCACCAAGCGCCCUCGGCAAUACAGGAGGUGCGGUGGAAGCAGUUUACAGCAACAACCCAAUCCCGUAUCAGCCACCUCCGACUCAGCCGAUUCUAGGACAGGACAUGCAUCAUUAUCCUACUUACAUGCACGGCUAUGAUCAGUACUAUCAUCCGCCACCAUCGAAUAUGGAUUAUGCAACUCAAAGCGCGAUCUAUGCCGGCCAACAACAAUUACCUCCCGGAAAUCAAGAGUACAAAAUAGUGCCUUCCCCACGGUAUCAUCCUUACAUGAACAAUAGUGGCAGCUUGCAUCCGCAACACAAUACGAAUGGUGCAGCUUCUAAUAACGCCAGUAGUAGCGCUUCGAACAGCUCACUCAGUCCUAGGGUGGUAAGUUCUUCAAGUCCAACUCAAAAUGCUAUUAUGAGCCAAACCGGCCAGGAUUCAAUGCCCACCAUGCAACAGGAGCAAGGAGGAGGCGGUGGAAUGCCAAAAGUUUGUGAUAAGUGUGGAGCAGUUUUCCCAUCGCAUGCUCAACUAAAUGAACAUUACAAUGCCGCACAUGGAACUCAACCGCCAAACGAUCGCCCUGCUGAAGAUCAGCAGACACUGCAAUCACAGUAUCCAUACCAGCCAUACAUUAAAGAGGAGCCUCCAUCAGAUAUCCUUGAUUUAGAUUCACAAAAAAUGGUAUACCCGCCGCAACAUGAUCCUUCGGCGAUUGUGAAUCAGGACCCUCUGCCUCCAAUGCACUCAAUGCAUCCAAUGCAUCGUUCUUUAAUGUGGGGUACUGCUCCUGACAUCCACUCCGGCUACAUGCCACAUGGUCAACCGCCUGAUAUGAAACCGUACUACUCACCUCUUAAGCAGAAUUACGCUGCAAUAAAGUCGGAAUAUCCGGGAACGGUUGUACCAGGAUUCAAUGCCGGACCCGUAAUCAAAUCAGAAUUCAAUAGUCACCCUCACCAAACGGCCGCACCACAAUCCAGGGAAAUAAAACCUUUUAAUGCUGAGAUAAAUUCGGGUGGUGGAAACCCGGUAACAUCAAGUCCGUCAGAAUUCCCGUCGACAACCACGCCGCAGGAAAACGGUGCUCAAUAUCGGGGAUUUGAACCUCCUACCUCUUCUUUGCCGAGCAAUACUACUGGAACGAAAAGUUCUACAUGGAAAUCGAAUGAAGCAAGACGACCAAAAACAUAUAAUUGCACUGCUUGUAAUAAGUGGUUCACUAGUUCGGGACAUCUAAAGCGACAUUACAAUACCACGUUGCAUAAGAAUGCUGUAAAAUCGAGUGGCCAGCCGGAUCCUGCAACUCUGCCAAUUAGCGCUCACCAUCACCCCAGUCGAGAUCCAAACUCGAAACAUCACCAUCGAAAUAGUCAAGGAAAUCAGCCGCCUCCCGCGCCUCCGGAACCGCCUAGGAGUCCUGAUUACGCGUCUCAAUACACACCUCCCCCGAAUAGUUAUAGUCAACAACAGGGCUUCCAACAAUAUACAAACGUUCAACAAUCCGCACCAACUAACGGUCACCCAAACGGGCAAGCAGGUCCCUCCGACCAUGCCUCCCUCCAACAGAGGGGCCUGCUGAUAAUUUCGAGCACACCAGUCACAUCCAAUCUGGAGGCACAACAAGAUCAGGAGCAGAUGCAUCAUCUGCUUCAUCAACAACAGCAGCAGGUGGAGGUUCAGGAUCCUUACACCAGCCUACAACAGGUUCAGCAACAGCAGGAAGUAUUACAGGCGGAGGAAGCGGAUCCGGAGGGGCUUCAUCAGCAAGUCAUCAACACCAACACUCUGGAUCCUCUCCAGCCGCAGCAGCAAUCACAGGAGGUUCAUAUUAUCUCAAUGUCCCCCCAAAUCCAGCAGCACAUGUUGCCGCAGCAACUGCAGGAGGAGCCCAUCAUCUCCACCAUGGGCACCACCCCUACCACCACCACCAUCAUCAAUACAAUGGAUCAACAAUUCAUCAUCACCAGCCCUUUGGCUAUCAACACCAACAUCACCCCAUCAUUCCAACCCCUGCAACACCAGGAGGAGCCCCAGCUGAACUAUCACACUAUUACUGGUAAUGAAGUUACAGAAGGACAACUCAUGAAUGCCAACGAUAUGCCCGAGCAGCUUUACGAGUUGGCCAACUAUGGAAUAGAUGAUGAGCAGCAACAACAUGAGAUCGUGGCCGUUCAACGGUUGCCAAGCGGUAUGGUCAAUUAUCAAGAUAACAUGCCCUUGCCAUACACACCCAUAGUACCUGAUUCCUGUUUCUACUCAUCAAACAUAAAAUGCGAACGAUCGCCAGAAGUGGGCGACGUAGCACCAGAGAUCUCACCAUACUCGCCGACGAUUACCUCAACCAAGGCCACUCUCCCCAGUCCGCCUGCCAUGGAAUGCAGAGAAAUUAAACGAAGCUCUCCGUCUGCUCUGAGGCGCCGAAAACAGGACAAAGCUAUGCAGGAUCCUUCAACUCCACUCGGAUUCACAUCGGUCACUGGCAACAACCUCAUCACCCUCUCGAUCGAUAUUCCAGCAACACAAACCCCAAACAGCUCACUAGGAACACCGACCGGCGAAAUUCGUUGCGACGAAUGUAACAAGGUAUUUACCAAAAUUUGUUAUCUUACGCAACACAAUAAAACAUUCCACAACGGCGAACAACCCUUUCGCUGCAACCGAUGCGGCAAACGCUUCUCUAACGAAGUAGUUUUUGAAACACAUUACGCCAAACAUAGUGCCGCCCAGAAACCCCACCAAUGCCAAUUCUGCCCUAAACAAUUUCACCACAAAACUGAUUUGAGACGACACAUAGAUUCCCAUACGGGGCGGAAAGCUUAUGUUUGUGAGACUUGCUCCAAGGGUUUCACAAGGAGAGAUCAUUUGCGGAAGCAUGGGGACACGCAUAAGCCCAAACCUCCGAAACCGCUCAAGAUUCGGACGAAGCUCAAGGCUGAAUGAUGAUAUUAAGUAAUUUGUAAGUUAUCCUUUUUGAAAUUGUUGUAGGACUUUGGGGGCAUAUUAGAAGGGUUGGGCUUCUGAGGUUUAGGCAGGUCUUGCGAUCAGAUUUGGAGAGUUUUGUUUCAAAAACAGUCCCCUGUGAGCAGCCCCGUGUCAGCUCAGGUAGCUUCUCAACGAUUCCAAGGAUGUUAUUUAUGCUUAAGUUCUUUGGUUUAAUUUCUUGUAAAGUAAAUUAAUUGUAUGAUAGUUGUAAUGAGAUAUAUCGAAGGACCGUCAGAGAGUUGAUGAAGUCAUAGGUAAAUGCUGUAAGUUUCAGAAAAUUCCGGGAUUUUCCCUGCAUUCCUUGAACAUUUCUUAGUUACCAGCCUCAGGUUUAUACAUAAGCGAAGACAUGAAAUACCAUUAACGUAUGAAUAGCCAUAUUACGUUUUUAUUAUUUUGGUUUAAUCAAAUACGAAGAACGGAACAAAGAGAAUAAAUAUAUUUUUUGCUAUUUUCUAAUGUUUAGUUUUUACAUAGAAAGUACAUGGAAUAGUUGAUGAAGAAAAGAAUGAUAGAUUUUAUUUUUAUAUUUGCAUUGUAUACCUACGAAUGAUAGACUAUCCACGCCAUUUUUGUACAAGGUAUAAUUUAUUUUCGAUUUUUUUUUAUAAUAUUCUGCAGAAUAUU